AUAUAUAUAUAUCUCCCUUCGUUAAUGCUUAACUAUUGUAUGAUGGAAGUCGUCGUCUCGUUUCCCUGUUUCAUCCUCUUCCUUCUCCUCUCCUCUGCGACGGUGGCCUUUGCCCAGAACUACUCCGAACACCUGCAUUUCUACUUCCUAGAACGCGUCGCGGGUUCCCCCAACGCGACGGCAGCGGUGUCAGUGAACCUCCACCCGGAAUCCUCUGUCGGAGGCUUCGGCAACAUCGGGGUGAUGGACGACAUUCUCCUCGAGGGGCCCGAGCCUAGCUCACCGGUCAUUGGCCGAGCGCAAGGGCUCGUCGUCUACUCAGAUUUAACAGGACUUAGCGCGACGACGGCAGUGAACUUAGCGUUCACCGCUGGGGAGCACAACGGGAGCUCGUUGGCCAUGUUCGGGAGGUACGAGCAGGGAAGAGUGUCGGACCGGAGCAUCAUAGGAGGAAGCGGACAGUUCCGGCUGGCCAGGGGCUACGCCCUGAGCCAACUGGUCGAUGCCACGGCCACCACAGUGACUGCUGAGUUCGAUGUUUAUAUCAUAUAUCCUUGAACCUUGAUGAACAUUUCUUCUAUUAAGUAUUAAGGUUCUUAUAUGCCAAUAAAUUAAAAGAACAUUGGAUGAUAAAGGAUCAACUUGAGAGAUUGUAAUUAGUUGAUAUAUAUAUCGGAGUUAAUAUGGGUAAAUAUUACCGUUAUUGUUAAUAUAUACAUGCGGACAUGCGGUUAAA
This is a messenger RNA of Zingiber officinale, 736 nucleotides long. Its product is annotated as dirigent protein 2-like. NCBI's taxonomy places the organism in Eukaryota, Viridiplantae, Streptophyta, Magnoliopsida, Zingiberales, Zingiberaceae. The record is from RefSeq and is a predicted model, not a curated record. The transcript has a single exon. Bases 25 to 558 code for a protein of 177 amino acids.